Molecule: messenger RNA, 2548 nt
Organism: Lacerta agilis (Sand lizard)
Lineage: Eukaryota; Metazoa; Chordata; Lepidosauria; Squamata; Lacertidae
Gene: SUCLA2
Product: succinate-CoA ligase ADP-forming subunit beta
Exons: 11
Coding region: 48-1442 (464 amino acids)
Biological process (GO): tricarboxylic acid cycle; succinyl-CoA metabolic process
Cellular component (GO): succinate-CoA ligase complex; mitochondrion
Molecular function (GO): metal ion binding; ATP binding; succinate-CoA ligase (ADP-forming) activity
Source: RefSeq, a predicted model, not a curated record
CGCAAGCGCACUGCCGGCGAGGCCAGUCCUGAGGGAGGAGGUGGAUCAUGGCCGCCUCCAUGAUGGGCGCCCGGGCGGCGGCGGCGGCGGCGGCGAAACAGCUGCUGGGCUGGGGCUGCGCGGAGCGGAGCGCCGCUGCCAAGGUAUUCAGUGGAAGACAAGGUUUGUUUCCUAGCUAUGUGUUCCAAGUGCAGCAACGAAGGAGCUUGUCGCUGCAUGAAUACUUAAGUAUGGAACUAUUAAAAGAAGCUGGCAUUUCUGUUCCAUAUGGAUUGGUUGCAAACACACCAGAGGAAGCUUACAAAAUUGCAAAAGAAAUAGGUACGAAGGACCUUGUUGUAAAGGCACAAGUUUUAGCUGGUGGUAGGGGGAAAGGAACCUUUGAAGGUGGCCUUAAAGGAGGAGUGAAAAUAGUAUUUUCUCCAGAAGAAGCAAGAGAGAUUUCCUCCAAAAUGAUUGGGAAAAAACUGUAUACAAAGCAGACAGGAGAAAAGGGCAGAAUAUGCAAUCAAGUGUUUAUCUGUGAGCGCAGAUAUCCCAGGAGAGAGUACUAUUUUGCAAUAACCAUGGAACGAUCAUUUCAGGGUCCUGUACUCAUUGGCAGUUCUCAGGGUGGUGUCAAUAUUGAAGAUGUUGCUGCAGAGAAUCCUGAUGCCAUAGCUAAGGAACCAGUUGACAUUGUAGAAGGCAUUCAAAAGGAGCAGGCCAUCAGGCUGGCCAAGAAAAUGGGGUUUCCUACUAAUCUGGUAAAUGAAGCAGCUGAUAAUAUGAUUAAAAUUUACAACCUCUUCAUUAAAUUUGAUGCUACUAUGGUAGAAAUUAACCCCAUGGUUGAAGAUUCUACAGGGAUUGUGAUGUGUAUGGACGCAAAGAUAAAUUUUGAUAGCAAUUCGGCUUAUCGUCAGCAGAAAAUCUUCGGCCUGCAGGACUGGACCCAGGAAGACCAGCGAGAUAGAGAUGCAGCCAAAGCAGAUCUCAAUUAUAUAGGAUUAGAUGGAAGCAUCGGAUGUCUUGUGAAUGGAGCUGGUCUUGCAAUGGCCACUAUGGAUAUAAUUAAACUUCAUGGAGGCACCCCAGCAAAUUUUCUUGAUGUUGGAGGUGGUGCUACAGUGCAACAAGUAACGGAGGCCUUUAAACUGAUUACAUCAGAUAAAAAGGUGCAAGCUAUUCUGGUAAAUAUUUUUGGAGGCAUUAUGCGAUGUGAUGUGAUCUCACAGGGAAUAAUUAUGGCAGUAAAAGAUUUGGAUAUCAAAAUACCUAUUGUUGUACGGUUACAAGGUACACGAGUUGAUGAUGCUAAAGCUUUAAUAACAGCCAGUGGUCUGAAAAUACUUGCCUGUGAUGACUUGGAUGAAGCUGCUAAAAUGGUUGUGAAACUCUCUGAAAUAGUCACCUUAGCAAAGCAAGCUCAAGUGGAUGUUAAGUUUCAGUUACCAAUUUGAUCAGACACGUAAUGUUGUUGUGUUCGGCUUUCUAAAAUACUGUUCUAUUAUUUCUUACUCCUUUUAAGUGUGAAGAUUUUACUUGCUUGAUAGGCAAGCUUGUAUCACCUUCCUGUUAAUAUUCAAAGUGUUUGCUGUAAUAAAAAAAAGUUAAAUACUUAGUUGCAGUCUCUCCUUCAGUUACAGCUACAGAAACAGAUGCUCUUCAUAUGGGGAAAUAUAACCUUGAGGUUGAAAAUGUGUGUUCCAAAUAAAAAAGUACAUAGCUUAUGUUGAUCUCAGUGAUAAACCUAACAGUUAGGCUUAGUAACAUAUUGUUGGCAUUUGUCUCGAGACAAUGGAGUGCACCUCCAGGGGUGAAGUCACACUGCUGCAAUAGCACCACAUUGCCCAGAAGUAUCUACUGGGCAACUUUAAGAGAAACAAUUCAUGUAGCACAGAAUACUAUGGUAAUACAGAUGAAUGUGUUGCGGUAUUCUGUAUAUGCAGUAUAUCAAAUAUAUUUAUAUUCUGCAGUACAGUGAAUGAACUAGAACAUACUGCUCACUAUUUAGGAACAGGGCAUUUUUACAGCCUGUGCUUUCUAAAGCAACAACUCUUUGAACGUUGUAAUUUAAUCAGUAUAAAAGUACUGUCUUCAUGAUUUUCUGGUACUUAAUUUAAACUAGCAUGUAGAUUUGUAUACAAACUAAUAAAUGCUUGUUUCUUUUAGUACUGGGCAGACAUAGUAUUCUUUAGAGUUGCAAAUAAAAUUUAUUCAAAGAGCUGAGCAUUGUUCACCUUCACAUAUAUAUAUAUUUAAAUGAAAUCAUUGUUACGGUAAAUAUUACUGUGAAAUGCGUUACUAAAAUCAGUGGGGAUCUGAAUGUUACAAUCUUGGCACUUACAUAGUGCCUUAGAGUGUACAAAAUGUUCAACAUGUGUUAUCUCUAAUAGUUGUGCCACAAAAACUUAGCUACAGCAAAGUGGGAAUGAAUGUUAUGUUAAUAGAUACACUUCCUUUUUAUAGAAAACUUCUUUUGGAAUAUAUGUUUAACAAGCUGCGUACAACUGGGAACCAGGGCCAGAUUUGUAACUAGGAUAAAUAAAGAAUUGGAAACUCUUCA